UAUUGGAUCUGCCUUUUCUUAGAAAUACACUGCUCUGGAGACCUGCCUGCGCACAUUGUUAAUGCUCGGCCAAGCAGCCGGCUCCGCUGACCGGGCUCAGGUAGCUUAUGAGGGAUGCGGCCAACAAGCCGCGCUGUCAAGAACAAAUGUUCAGAGCUUUGUCUGCCACACCGGCGUCAUCCCCGCAAUGUUAACGGGGCUGAGAAAUUAGGUUAGAGGCGCACCUGAGCGAGGAGCGAAAAGUGGCAUGCAGGCUGUGGAAGAAAUAAUUGGAUUGAGAUAACACCAAACAGGAGGCAGUAAGGGUGCACAGAAGAAGGAAUCCUUAAAAUUGCAGGGAAACUACACACAACGCAGUGAUUAUUUCCACCAUCCAACAAUAAAGUAGAGUUGAAUUAUCUCAUUGAUGUUCACACUCACUGAGGUUGCUUCCUUGAAUGAUAUCCAGCCAACGUACCGCAUCCUAAAGCCAUGGUGGGACGUCUUCAUGGACUACCUGGGGCUGGUCAUGCUCAUGCUGGCCAUAUUUGCCAUGACCAUGCAGAUCACCAAGGACCAGGUGGCCUGUCUUCCCUGUCUGGAGGAACCGGAGGAGAUCUCAGGGGCGAAACCCAACUCCUUCCCCCAGCAGACCACACAGGCCUCAUCCGCAGCCCCUGGUGCCCCCGUGAUGACCGGUGCCCCUCUCAUCACUAAGGACUUACCAGAUGAGGUGGUUCACGAGAUCCACGUAACUCACCAACACACAUCUGUGUUAUCAGAGAAAUUUGUCAAUCAACCUCAACCAACAGGCGUCAGGACCAACCUGGACUUUCAACAAUAUGUCUUCAUUAACCAAAUAUGUUACCACGUUGCCUUGCCAUGGUAUUCCAAGUACUUUCCAUACCUCACCCUCAUUCACACCCUUGUGCUCAUGGUCAGUAGCAACUUUUGGUUCAAAUACCCAAAAACAAGCUCAAAGAUAGAGCAUUUUGUUUCAAUUUUGGGCAGGUGUUUUGAGUCUCCUUGGACAACAAAGGCUUUGUCUGAAACUGCGUGUGAAGACUCUGAGGAGAACAAACAGAGGCUAACUGGUACUUCCUCUGCACCAAAGCAGGUUUCUCUAGAGGGUAAAGAUGAAGGCACAAAUGUAAACUCAUCCACACCCAUGCUGGGGGUGAAGUUCUCUGCAGAUAAGCCCAUUGCAGAGGUACCAAGUAGCCUGACAAUCCUUGACAAGAAAGAUGGUGAGCAGGCCAAAGCAUUAUUUGAGAAAGUAAGGAAAUUCAGAGCUCAUGUGGAGGACAGUGAUUUCAUCUACAAGCUUUAUGUAGCACAGACUGUUGUCAAAACUGUCAAAUUUAUUUUGAUAUUGUCCUACACUUCGACCUUUUUGGCUAAAAUUAAUUUCAAGCAUGAUUGUGAGCCAGAUAUCAAACAGCUGACAGGAUACAGGAAGUUCUUCUGUACACACAACAUGGCUUUCAUGCUGAACAAGCUGCUCGUAAGCUACAUGGCAUUGAUUUUGAUCUACGGGAUGGCCUGCUUGUACUCACUUUUCUGGGUGUUUCGACGACCUUUGAAAGAGUACUCGUUCGAGAAGGUCAGAGAAGAAAGUAGCUUCAGUGACAUUCCUGAUGUCAAAAAUGACUUUGCAUUCCUCUUACACAUGGUUGACCAGUACGACCAACUCUACUCCAAACGCUUCGGUGUCUUCUUGUCUGAGGUCAGCGAAAACAAGCUGAGGGAGAUCAGCCUCAACCAUGAAUGGACCUUUGAAAAGCUGAGGCAGCUGGUGACCCGCAACGCACAGGACCAACAGGAGCUGCACCUUUUCAUGCUCUCUGGUCUCCCCAACGCUGUAUUUGACCUCACAGACCUGGAAGUGCUGAAACUGGAGCUGAUCCCAGAGGUGAGGUUCUCGGCAAAGGUCUCCCAGAUGACCAGCCUGCAGGAGCUCCAUCUCUGCCACUGUCCUGCUAAAGUGGAGCAGACCGGCUUUGCUUUCCUGCGGGAUCAUCUUCGCUGUCUUCACGUCAAGUUCACUGACGUGGCAGAGAUCCCAACAUGGGUGUACCUGCUGAGGAGUCUAAGGGAGCUGAACCUGAUCGGCAACUUGAGCUCAGAAAACAACAAAAUGAUUGGUCUGGAGUCCAUGCGAGAUUUGAGGCAUUUAAAAACAUUGUGUUUAAAAAGCAACCUAACAAAAAUGCCAACAAACAUCACAGAACUUUCCCCACAUCUGAUAAAGUUAGUAGUGCACAAUGAUGGCACUAAACUGCUUGUACUGAACAGUCUGAAAAAAAUGGCAAGUCUCAUUGAACUGGAGCUGCACACCUGUGAACUUGAAAGGAUCCCCCAUGCCAUUUUCAGCCUCACCAACCUGCAGGAGCUCGACCUGAAAUCCAACAACAUCCGGACCAUCGAGGAGAUCAUCAGCUUCCAGCACCUGAAGAGACUGACAUGCCUGAAGCUGUGGCACAACAAAAUCAUCACCAUCCCAUCAUCUAUUGGCCAGGUCAAGUCUCUGGAGGCUCUGCACCUCUCUCACAAUAAACUUGAGUCCCUGCCUCCAGCGUUGUUCACCCUGCCAAAACUACGACACCUAGACGUGGGUCACAACUCCAUCACAAUACUCCCUCCUGAUGUAGGUCUCCUCCACAACCUGCAGCACUUAGCCAUCAACUCUAAUAAGCUGGAGGUGCUGCCCAAGCCUCUGUUCAGAUGCAACAAGCUCAAGGUGCUGUGCCUGGGGAACAAUGCACUCACCGUGCUGCCAGAGGCGGUGGGUCAACUGGUGCAGCUCACUCAGCUGGAGCUUAGAGGAAACUGUCUGGACAGGCUGCCAGCCCAGCUGGGGAACUGCCGAAUGCUGCGCAAGAAUGGCUUGGUUGUGGAGGACCAUCUCUUUGAUACGCUGCCUGUGGAAGUGAAGGAGAGUAUCAGCCUAGAGACCAACACAUUUUCCAGUGGCUUAUAGCACAAAAACCACAAUCCAGACAGGCUGACACCUCUGGUGGUUCAUGAAAAGUCUGUUUAAUGGAUGUAAGAGUCAACAUUUUAUUAUUGUAAUAUCCUUUAAAUGAAUGCAUUUUAGAGUUGUUCCUGAACAGGUAUCAUUUUUUCAACAUGCCUAAAAUGUAGUAUCAAGUAUGACAAAUACUCCAGUAAAUGCACUGAUCUGAUAACAAAACCAAUUAGCCUCCUAAUAGUAAUCAUGUCACAAUAACAAACGACAGUGUAAUUCUAGUACAGUGUGGUCUUAGUCAGAGCUACAAAAUGUCAACAGUCAGUGUUUUCCAUAGAUACUAUGUAAAUUGUUUUAAUCCACUUGUUUCAGAGGGAUACUUGGUAUUGGCCAAUCAAGGUUUCAUUAUCAGGGAGGAGACAUUUUUCAGAACAUCUCUUAUAUUUUGAUUGUUAAAAUGCAUUCAUGUAGUUGCAAAUGUAUAAUUUUGGUACAGAAUGCUUUUGUUGUUGCUGGGUCUCUGAUCCAGCAACCUUUUGUGAUUUAGUUCUUCAUAGCUUCUAGUAAUAUAACAAAUAGAAAGAAAUGAGCUCUAACUGUAAUAGACCAAAUCAUUUUCUUCUGAUGACACCGUAUGUAGACCUGUCAUUCUUGUUUAGGUACUCAGGUAUAAUUGUAAGCACGGGGAACAAUCUUUUUGCCUUAACUGCUGCUAUUUUUUACAGUGAGGGCUUUCACAUGCAAAAGGCCAAAAAUGAAUAUUUGAUGUUUCCUUGUCAGCUCUCCAUACAGACACUAUCCACUCAGCAAUAUGCUAGAACAGAAGUCACAAUGCAACCACUUCUUCUUUUGUAGUUUUUACAUGUUUUUGAACUGAUGUAACCUUUUACUUUUUCUCAAAAGCUUGUAGCUGACAGAAUGAGUUCAGAGUUCUCAGGUGGAGAAUAAGCACCAGAAAUGAACCUUUAUCUUGUUGUUGUAGGGAUUGUAUACAAAGGCCUAUAGUAAUUAAUUUGCACACGCACAAAACGUAAUGAUUUGAAUGUCCUUGGUGAUAACAUGUCCUAGUAACAACGUGAGCUGAUAAAAGAAAGGGAAAUCUGUUGACUGUCUUGUUUUUAAUCAUGCUUAAAAGAUAUGUAACAGAGUCAGUCACAGUAGGACUGAUUAUUUUCAUGUUAAAAUUGUGUGAUGACUACAAACAUGUCUGCCUUCAUUCUUUUCAAUGUAUCUCUGUGUAGGCCUACAUAAAGUGAGUGUUCCCAGGAGCUGCUGUAACACCUUGGUGAUCCUAUGCUUAAAGUCCACUGCUUUAUGGCACAAUAAAACAAGAUUUUA
Messenger RNA from Cheilinus undulatus (humphead wrasse), 4285 nucleotides. RefSeq names its product leucine rich repeat containing 8 VRAC subunit Da (gene lrrc8da). The record is from RefSeq and is a predicted model, not a curated record. Bases 407 to 2959 code for a protein of 850 amino acids. The transcript is spliced from 4 exons. NCBI's taxonomy places the organism in Eukaryota, Metazoa, Chordata, Actinopteri, Labriformes, Labridae. Gene Ontology annotation, molecular function: protein binding.